UGUGUGUGUUCAGCUAACACUUCCCUGUCUAAGCCUGUGGAUACAAGGGCUGUGCUCUCUUGCCCUCCGAUCACCCAGAAAGCUGUGCUGGUAACAAUAAGAUGGGAAAUAAUCCUCAGAGACAAGCCUUCCUGCACCAGAGCCUACAGGAGAGAUACAAAUGAGACCAGGGCCAUAAACUGUAGUGACGAGACAAUAUCCUGGGACUCCAGACCUGAUCGGAAUCCCGCCCUUCAGAUCGACCCAGUGGCCAUCACUCAUGAUGGAUAUUACAGGUGUGAAGUGGUCACAACUCAUGGGCAUUUCUAUCAUGGAUAUCACCUGACAGUGUUAGGUAAGGAGCAUCGUAUAUU
Herpailurus yagouaroundi (jaguarundi) is the source of this 353-nucleotide messenger RNA. RefSeq names its product cell surface glycoprotein CD200 receptor 1-like. The annotation marks the transcript as partial. Gene Ontology annotation, molecular function: signaling receptor activity. Gene Ontology annotation, cellular component: external side of plasma membrane. Lineage: Eukaryota; Metazoa; Chordata; Mammalia; Carnivora; Felidae. Gene Ontology annotation, biological process: regulation of neuroinflammatory response. The record is from RefSeq and is a predicted model, not a curated record. The transcript has a single exon.